Caenorhabditis briggsae is the source of this 231-nucleotide messenger RNA. Lineage: Eukaryota; Metazoa; Nematoda; Chromadorea; Rhabditida; Rhabditidae. The coding region runs from base 1 to 231 and encodes 76 amino acids. The record is from RefSeq and is a predicted model, not a curated record. The transcript has a single exon.
AUGUAUCGACGGGAGGUUCGCCUGGAGAAUCUUCUCGAUCAACAAAAAAGUCACCAAAAAAAGCUGCCAGAGGAUCGUCAAAAGUAUCCACCAAUGGAUCGGCUGGAGAAUCUUCUCAAGGAUCAACAAGGAAGGCAUCAAGAGGAGCUUCAAGAGGAUCGUCAAAAACAUCGACGAGAGGAUCAACUGGAUCAUCAAUCAGAGGAUCGACGAGAGGAGCAGCCCGAGUAG